UUAUUUAUUUUUCUUCAGGAUUGUAUGAAAUGGGUCCUUUGAAAGAGUACGAUUCAGUGGCGGCGUUGAGGAAAAAAUUGAUCGAAGGGCAGCCGAACGGAGGAAACUCCGAACUUCCUUUGCAUUUAGGUUACAGUUUGUCGAACAAGGAGAGGAAAAGAGCGAAGAAAUUGCAGCUUCUCAAAUUGCAAAAAUCCGAACUCAAGCAGCGUUUCAAGGAGGAGAAGAUUCGAAAGAAAGAGACUAUGAAGAAGAAAAAUAAAGCGUGGAUCAAAGCCAUGCUUGGGACGAACGGAAAAUCAGCAGAGCCGAUUUCUUCUCCUUUGGUUGCAGAAACGACGGAUAACUCUGAGGUUCUUAGUUGCAGCGAUGAUGAAGAGCCUCCUGAGUUGGUUUACGUGCCUCCAAGAAAGAUGCUGUCGUCCAAGAGCAAAUUAAAAUCGUUCAAUAUUCACGACAGCCGUGGUCGUGCCCUCAAAAUGCUCCAAUGGAUGAUCGAACCUUAUCCCGUGAAGAAGUUCAUGCAGGAGAUUUUCGAGAAACGGCCUUUGGUGAUAGGGAAGAGAAAAGCGGACUAUUAUCAGCAGCUAUUUGGAACCAAGGAAUUUGAUGCCAUCCUACGUAAGAAAGAUGUUCUCUUUGGCCGGAACUUGGACGUGGUGAAGUGCGUGAAAGGUGUCCGGAAGACAUUAACGCCCGAGGGUGAAAGAGCGUAUCCGAGCAAGGUCUGGGGGCAUUUUAAGGAAGGUUGCAGUGUUCGGAUGCUCAAUCCCCAAACGUACUCUCUCCCAGUUUGGCGGCUUUUGUCUGUUCUUACUGAGUACUUCAACUCCUUCGUUGGCUGUAACAUGUAUCUGACUCCUGCUGGCCAUCAGGGUUUCGCUGCGCAUUACGACGAUAUUGAAGCCUUUGUCCUUCAGAUUGAAGGCAAAAAACACUGGAAAGUGUACAAUCCCAUGGAUGAAGAUAGUACAUUACCUCGGGAAUCAAGCAGGGAUUUUUUGCCGCAUGAGUUGAAGGAGAAGCCAGUUCUGGAAGUCACGCUUGAGCCCGGGGAUUUGCUGUAUUUUCCGCGGGGAUAUAUUCAUCACGCUACAGCUGAUGAUGAUGCUCACUCUUUGCAUCUGACCGUGUCCUGUCAUCAGAAGCACACAUAUGGCGACUUCCUUAUGGAGCUGCUGCCUAUGGCAGUUAAGACAGCCAUGGAGGAAGAUGUGGAAUUCCGAAAAUCUCUGCCCGUGGAUUUUGGGCAACAUAUUGGGUCGAUUCAUAGUGAGAAGCAGAAUGAGGGCGCACGGUCGGAUUUUUUCACCAAAAUCGGAGAUUUGGUCAGCAGGCUGAUGUAUUUUGCGCCCGUGGAUGCCACAGCUGACCAGUUUGCCGUGAAGGUGCUGGAGGAGUCCUUGCCACCAGUAUUAUCUGAGGGAGAGAAAUCAUGCAGUGUGUUCAGAGCGGGAGAACCCUGGCAAGGCGUAGAGGAAGUGAAUGGAGUUACGUUGGACAUCAACAUUGGGGUGCGUCUGGUCCGUUAUGGAGCUGUGAGACUAGUUGGUGAAGCGAACGAGAUUCGACUCCACUACAAUGUUGGCAACACCAGAGUGUAUCGCGAAGCUGGCACCAAGUUCGUUGUGAUAGCUGAUGAAGAGGUCGACGUUGUGGAAGCUUUGAUCUCGCAGUAUCCGCAAUACUCUUUGAUCAAGGAUUUGCCUGAUAUUGGUGGAAAAUCCGGAAAAACGUUGGCAUUUGUGACCAAACUCUUCGAAAUUGGUCUGCUGCUGACAGAUGCUCCCGUCUUGGCUAUGCGGGAUGUGGAGUAAGCUGUACCAUUGCCCUCUGCUUGAAUUCAUUGAAUUGUUCAAACUUGAGGUUCAAUGAAGGAUUCAUUAUUUCACACA
Messenger RNA from Notodromas monacha, 1895 nucleotides. The record is from the annotation of a GenBank genome assembly. NCBI's taxonomy places the organism in Eukaryota, Metazoa, Arthropoda, Ostracoda, Podocopida, Cyprididae.